UCGGUAGCGAGGACGGCGACAGAGAGGAUAGGACAGGACAGGACAGAGCAGGACACCUGGCAAUCUGACAAGAAAGCAGUCGCGUUGCGCAGACUUAAGCUUCUUCGCGCCAUCCUGUUCCGUUGAUCAUUCCCAAAGCCAAACCUUGCACAACACGGGAAGGACGGUCAAAUAUGUAUAAGAAGGCGACCCUCGCCCGACUUUCUUGCACUCCGACUCGACUCUGUCACAUUGAUGAAGACGACCAUUGCCGUAGGUCAGGGCGGCAACCUGACUCGAGGCUAGCAGUCUCGUGUCCGAAAUAUGAUGCACCUAUGCCUCUUCCUAGUCCUGCUCGCUCAGCCAAUAGUCCUGUCCAAGGCGCAGCACCGUCCCUCCGCCCCUGCUGCCCAAGUUCUAUCGAUGAAGACGACCGCUGCCUUGGUAUAGAUUUGCCAUCUGACCACUGGCUAGAUGCCUCGUCGAGAUACGACAUUCUACCCUCUCAGCAAGUCGGUCAUCUAUCUCGCCUCAUCGAUGAGGACGACGAUUGCCAUGCACAGGCUUGCGACCUGCGCACUGGCUAGCUGUCUCGUCCUAGAUGAUGCACUCGUGCGAAUACGCUCAGGCUUCAUAGAGUCCUACAUUGAGCAGAGCCGACGCUCUGCUCCUCGCUGCGCACUGCAGUAGCUUGCUACGAUCUGGAUCGCUACGCGAGCCAGCUGUACAAUAUGAUGGCAACAAGUGUACAACAGCUACAGUGCGGAAUUGCACUGCGGUCUCAUUGUAUGACGCAAUCUUUCUUUACCUUUGCUCUACUUACUUUGGGCGGUCGCACUGCUGUGUCUGCACUUUGAAUCUGAGACGGCGUAGCAGCAGAUGCUUGCUGAGCUUGAGCAUCCUCUCUUCGCUGGUGUCUGUGCUGGAUAUCGUAUUCUUCUUGCUGCAGUGAAGCGGCCAGCGCCUC
Mixia osmundae IAM 14324 is the source of this 946-nucleotide messenger RNA. RefSeq lists its product as uncharacterized. Bases 174 to 566 code for a protein of 130 amino acids. NCBI's taxonomy places the organism in Eukaryota, Fungi, Basidiomycota, Mixiomycetes, Mixiales, Mixiaceae. The transcript has 2 exons. The record is from RefSeq and is a predicted model, not a curated record.